Nilaparvata lugens (brown planthopper) is the source of this 5374-nucleotide messenger RNA. Its product is annotated as RING finger and SPRY domain-containing protein 1. Gene Ontology annotation, molecular function: ubiquitin-protein transferase activity; protein binding. The record is from RefSeq and is a predicted model, not a curated record. Gene Ontology annotation, cellular component: cytoplasm. Lineage: Eukaryota; Metazoa; Arthropoda; Insecta; Hemiptera; Delphacidae. Bases 296 to 1933 code for a protein of 545 amino acids. The transcript has 11 exons.
CACUGUGCAAAUCGUAUAGUAGGCUAGCUCGUGAUGUUAUUUUAUGAAUGUUAUUGCAUUGACGUUUGGUUCUUCUCUAUUAUGUAGCUUGAAGCUAGUGCCUGUUAUUAGUUUAUGGAAGAUUUUAUUGUCUCCAUGAAUUUGUUGGUUUUAAAUCUUGUUCAAGUGAUAUAGUAAACAUUGUGCAUUAGGUUAGAAUGAGAUCGCCAACUAUUUCCUACUGUUAGUGUGUCUGUAUAAAAUCAAGUCUUUUGUUUAAAUUUAUUUUGACAAAAUAUAGAAAUUUGUUUAUCUAAUGGGUGCAUGCUUAUGUCGAGGUUGCAAACGUGAAAGAAAUAAUACUGUUCCUCAACCUGCCAAUCGACGUCUACAAAGAAGAGCCAGAAAUAGUCAUCUGGUUGUUGAUGAAAAUCAAGAAUGUUACCUACCUGCUGGGGGAGGCCCAGCGUGGUGGAAAAACUUGUCAUCAAAAGCUGUCGAUAUACUUGUCUUGGAAACUUUGAAAAUUAUUGGAACAUUGAUGGAAAAUGAACAAGAGCCGCCCGAGGUGCUGAUGAAGCUGCACAACAUCGCUGACCAGGAGGAGGGCUGGCUGCAGGUGGUGCAGUCCAUGGUCCAUGUCAUUCCCAUAGACGAGCCCCUCGGCCCUGCCGUCAUCACACUGCUUCUCGACGACUGUCCACUGCCCAAUAAGGAAGCGGUCCUGAAGCUGUCGCGCAUCUUCAACCUGUCUCACCAGAGCGCGGUAGUGCGGUCGCAGCGGUCAAUCCGGCAACAGCGCAACAUCUGCAUCAUCCUGGGAGUGUUGGCCGAGAAGCUGUCAGGGCCCAGCAGUGUUGCCAUACUGACACCCGGGACUUUGGCCUAUCUCGUCGCCAAUCUGGAAGAAAAUUCAGAUGCUACUGUUACCUUAUUCUCAUUGGUUGCUUUAGAAAAAUUCGCUCAAACAAGCGAAAACAAAGCGACAAUAAUUAGAGCCCUGCUAGCUUUGGAGAAUGGAAAUCCGUUGCUAAGGCUGGAGAAACUGCUCGAAUCAACAGAUCUCAUAGAAUCGCAAGUCGGGUUCUGUGCCCAAUGGUGCCUUGAUAAUCUUUUUAUAACAGAAGGAAGACAGUAUUCGUACGAGAACGUAGACAUGAGUAAUAUCAAUGCAAUGCUCAACAUUAGCGAUGUCAGUGAAUACUUGAAGAUAUCUCCUGACGGUUUAGAGGCAAGAUGUGAUGCCCAUUCUUUCGAAAGUGUACGUUGUACAUUCCAAGUGGACAGUGGUAUUUGGUACUACGAGACCACAAUUCUCAGCUCAGGGGUAAUGCAGAUUGGAUGGGCUACUAGAAAUAGCAGGUUUCUCAAUCAAGAGGGGCACGGCAUAGGUGAUGACGAGUUCUCGCUAGCUUUCGACGGCUGCCGCCAGUUCAUCUGGUACAACGCGAGCAACCAUGCGCAGAGCAAGGUGCGCUGGAAACCGGGUGACACGCUCGGCUCACUCAUUGAUCUCACCCGACCCAUGAUCUACUUCUACCUCAACGGCGAGGAGGUGGCCAGCAGUGAUCUCGUCUUCGAAGAGGCCAGGAGCGGUUUCUUCGCAGCGGCAAGUUUCAUGUCAUUCCAACAAUGCCGGUUCAACUUCGGCAGUGAGCCGUUCAAAUACCCGCCACCCGGCGUCGACUUCAAAAACUUCAACGAUCAUGGCACACUCAGUCCUGAAAAACGAAUUGUUUUGCCAAGGCAUCUUCAGUUGGAGUCAUUGCGACAGAUGAGUGUCAAGGAAGAUUCGUGCACAAUAUGUUUUGACGAUAGGGCGAACAGGGCUCUCAAACCAUGCGGUCACAAAGGUUUCUGUGAAAGAUGUUCCUACAUGCUGAACGAGUGUCCCAUCUGUAGGGCGGCAAUUGAAUGCAUAGUCGAAGAAGAACCCGAUACACCGGACACCUGACACGAGGAAGAGGAGGAAGCGGACGUGAGGGAGGAUGAAGAAGAAGGUGCUAAAGAAGAAGAAGGAAAGAGAGAAAGUUAAGGAGUCAGAAUUGAAGGAGUAGAAGAAGAGUAGUUGUCCUCGAUAGCCUAGUUGCAAGGUUGUAUUGCAAGUAGUUGCAAGCUGCACUUGCAAUUAGUUGCAGUUGCAAAUAGCUGCAAGUUACAGUUGCUACUAGUUGAAAGUGACAGUUGCAAGUUACAAUCACUUGCUGACUGUUGUUGCGACUUGUAGCAAGUGGCAGUUGCAACAAGUUGCAAGUAGAGUAACCAUUGGCUGUGCUUUGAGUUGGGACAUUCUUGGGUUCAACAAAACUUAUACUGCAUGGCAGUUAUAUUGUGAGAUUCACUUCAAACUGUUGAAUGGAAGGCAUACUCAAGGAAUACUGACAGUUUUGAGUGUAUUUCACCAUAGUGAUACAAUACUAUACAGGAUGUCUCUAAAUGAAUUUCUUGAUUUUAAAUUGAUUUAUUCGUUAUGAGGAAGGGUUUAAGAUUGACAAAUUACAUAUCAAAUCACUCACAAAAGACUAAAGACAGCAGAAAUCCAUAUACAAUAAUUACUAAUGCAUAUCUUGAAGAAGAAAGUGUUUUUUGUUAAUCCUGUAACAUAUUUGUUCUCUCCCUAUCAUAUCAUCCUUAUUCAAAGAGUUUGACAAAUUUACGACAGAAUUUGAUCAUAGUUUCAUGAUCACUCUAAUUGUACAAAUUAAUUACAGUAUUUUAACUUUAGCAUUUCUGAGCGUUUUACUAUGUGAUUUGAUUGUUCUAAGCCCUUCUCCCUUAUGAAUGAAUCUAUUUGAAAUCGGAUAUCUCAUUUAGGUGAUUCUAGUAAGUAUUAUAAUAUUAUUUCUUGCUGUGGCAAUCGAUAAUAGUUGAUAAAAUAAUGUAUCAGGGAGUUUAGUUUUGUAAUACUCUAUCAAAAAUUAUGAAAGUUCAAAACCCUGGUAAACUUUCAGUAGUUUCGUGAGAAAAAAGUUAGUUCAUUCAAUAUACUAGCACAAUAUUAGUGUAUUAUGAAAUGGCCCCUUAUCAAAUGUUUGAUAUUCAAUGUAUACAAAUCUAUGAGCUCAGAGUACAAGUAAAACAUGAUCAGUGCAUUUUUUGUAACGCUUUUAUAAAAAUUAAAAAUAUCGACUACAGGCAAUGAGUGAGUUAUGAAAUUAUUUACACAAUACUAAAGGGUUGAGUUGGUGAAUGUCUUUGUAGGCUCUUCCUUUUCCAAUUCUCUGUUUAACUCUUAUUUUUCAAAAAAACUGUCUGGUGUGUUCUCUAUACAAGUUCCUAACAAUAUUUCUGACGCUAGCCUAUCCUUUGUACUCUCAAUACUGAUUGAAGCAAUUACCGCUUGCGAAUUUUUCUGGAAGAAGUUUUAGGGCUAGAAUAGGACUUGUCAAACUUGUGGUUUUAUUAUUAUGAUUUUUAGCAUCGGUACAAAUCGUAGUUUUAUUAGUACUGCAAAAUAGAGUAAACCGAAUUUAUUAGUAUCCAAUUCCGUUUCACGUUGAUUAGUAGAUCAGACUCUUCAGUUCUAAUUUUGUUUAGACGGCUUGGAAUUGCAUCAAUUGUAGUAAAUGAUUCUGCUUGUUUUGUUGUCGACUGAUUAACACAGAAAAUAUCACCAUUCGCCGCCAUUGUUCGAGUCCUUCUUUGAGCAAUACUUGUAAAAGUGGGCGUUCUUAAUCUGAUUCAAACUCCGCUUGAACGACCCUGUUAUAUGGCUUGAAAAUUUCUUUGUAUUUAUGUCUCUUCCUGUAGUUGUGCAAAGAAUUUAACGUAGGAGAAUUUUUGUUUACAUCAUUAUCCUUGAGCUUCUCGACAGGUUUGUGAGAUUUUUUCACUUUGGACGGGGAUUCUUCUUCAACUGGUGAACAAUUUUUAGAAUUUGAGCUGUGUCCUUCCCGGUGGCAUUAGACUUAUCACUUUAAUGAGUUAUUUUCACUUCUGUCACUCCACUAUUUUAGUUGAAAUCGGCAUCAUUUCUCUCCAAUUCAACUCGAGAUAUUCUAUCCAAUUUUUCAAUGAUUCUUUUAGCCUAAAAGCCUGGAUCACCGUCUUCCAUUUUCGUUUUGAUAAUAUUACUUGUCUUAUUUUUCAAAACAUACUUCUAGUCUUGGUCUACCGCCAUACUUGUUCUACACCUCAUCUGCCGCUAGCUUCUGAACAUUCGUAACUUGGUCUGGAUUUCUUCCGUGACAACAAACGCAUUUUCUGUUAUCGAUGGGGUCAUAACGACUUCAGUCGAGUAGAGAACUUUACAUUAGAUGUAAUGAGCUCCCUAGAAAUGGGGCAAUAGAUUCUAUUUUAACAUUUUCAGGUUUUGUACUUUGUAAUGAUUUAUUUCAAAAAGUAUAACCGAUCUUAUUCCGAAGUCUGGUAGCUUUGUACUUGAAUCUCUCGUAUAUCAGAUGUAGGAUCAAAUUACUAUUAAACAUAGAAUUCAAUUUUAAUUCAUAUUGUUCUGUCAUCUAUCACAUUGCCCUUCAUUACUUGAGAAAUUUUCAAUUAGUCAUUACUCUAGUAAAUUGUGGUAAUUUCAUCACUCACUCUUAGCCUUCGAAAUCGUAGUGUAAGAAUUCACAAAAUGUUUCAAUGAUUAGUAGAUGACUAGUGUUAUAAAUUCUCUUAGUGAAACUUUCACAGAUUUUGAUAGUAAAAUUUCUUAUGUAAAUAAUUUCAUACUUCUUAUAUAAUUUUAAUCUGGAACAUUUUGUAACAUUGUAGAAUAUCCCUGUAGAUGCUGUUUCAUGGGCAUUUAUUGUUUCAUUUUAUUAGUUAAUAAAAACGAAAUAACCGUUUUAAAUGGCAUUGACAUAGCUAAUUAGAGUAUAUAUUUUAAGAAUUUAUUUUAUCAUUUCUACUUUUUAUUUUAACAUGCUAGAUUAUUUGUCCAUAAAAGUUACCAUGUAACGAAAUUUUAUCUUUUUCAUUAUUUUUGCCUGAUUUAAAACCAUAUUUAGUACUGGAGCAACCAAAAAGUAUGUAAAAAAACAUGUCUCCCAAAAUAAACGCGUCUAUUUGAUAGUCUUGGUUCAAAAACCACCUAAAUUGGAUGACAUUUUCCAUUCCAUUACCCACCCACAGAUCCUAAAAUUAGGUGAUCAUCUUCAGCAAAACUCAUUUCAUUAUUGAAUGAAAAAGACUAAGAAAUUGUCAAAAACCGCAGAUUUAUUGAUACUUAGAAAGACCGGUUUCGGUUAUUACACCAUUGUCAAUCUCUGAUAAACUCAUUAUCAUGAAAUGUUUUCAUUAUCAUGAAAUGUUUUAAGAAAAUGUAGUGAGUCCCAUACAAGUUUAAACAUCAAAAGGAAGGAUUAUAAGAAUUGAAUAGUUAGCUCAAAUUUUGUUUUAAAUAUUAAUACUAAUUUAGUUUCCUCUAUGAGGAUUGUCUAUUUUCUUUCCA